Lutzomyia longipalpis is the source of this 979-nucleotide messenger RNA. It is a transcript of the gene rtv, whose product is annotated as protein quiver. Lineage: Eukaryota; Metazoa; Arthropoda; Insecta; Diptera; Psychodidae. Gene Ontology annotation, biological process: sleep; positive regulation of voltage-gated potassium channel activity; regulation of synaptic transmission, cholinergic. The transcript is spliced from 3 exons. The record is from RefSeq and is a predicted model, not a curated record. Bases 94 to 561 code for a protein of 155 amino acids.
GAAGAAGAAGAAGAAGAAGAAGUUGCCAGACUUUCAUUUUUGCAAGAGUUGAUUUUUUUCUGUAAUAUAAUUAAAAAUAUUGUAAAAAUUAGAAUGCAAAGAAGCAGAUUAUUCACAUUAUUCUUUACCACAAGUGCUGUGAUAGUUCUUUUUAAUUUGCACGUUGCAGAAGGAAUUCUGCGACGGUGCUACCAAUGUAGAUCUCGAGGUGAUCUUGGUAGUUGCAAAGAUCCCUUUCGCUUCAAUGCAACGCAAAUUGAAGAUGUGAGGGGCAUCACAGCCGUCCCAUGUGCAUCAGGAUGGUGUGGUAAGGUCAUCGAAGGAGCCAGCAGUUUUCGUGAAGAUGACUACGACAUUGCCACGCAACGGAUGUGCGUCCAGCGAGGUCCUUCAGACUCCGAGGAUCGAUGUGCGUACACUGUUUUCAAUCACAAGAAGGUCUUCAUGUGCUUCUGCCAGGGAGAUUUGUGCAAUUCCGCCCCCAGAAGGCAUCAAAACUUCCACUUUAUCUUCUCAAUUGCAAUCCUCAUUGCUCUCCUUUCGAGUUACCGCAACAGAUAAUACGCACACGCACCAUUGUUAGCAGCAAUGCAUGACUAAAGAUUAAAUUAAAAAGGGUUUAAUUUUGCUAGAACAUUUUGUACUUUAUUACAUUGGAUUACGGCUAAGAACAUCUAUUGAUAUAAACUAAAAAAAAAAAAAACUAAACAGUCCUCCUACAUAAAUAUCAGUUGUCUUGGCCCAAGAUUUUCUGGGAUUUCAUGAGCAAAUUGAGUUUUUUUUUAAAUGAUUAAAACUGCCUCAUCUUCUUCACCUUUUGGAGAGCCAUUAUCUUCCUCUCUUUCAACCAAUGCAAAAUAUUUUUUAAAGAAAUUUCCAAAAGACUUUUUUUUUAUUGAGUAUUUCAUUAAAUUUAUUAAUUUUUGGUUCAACAGGCCUAAAUUAAAUUAAAGAAUAAUAAAAGAAAUGAAAUAUGGGA